Aplysia californica (California sea hare) is the source of this 678-nucleotide messenger RNA. RefSeq lists its product as uncharacterized. Gene Ontology annotation, cellular component: plasma membrane. The transcript has a single exon. Gene Ontology annotation, biological process: G protein-coupled receptor signaling pathway. The record is from RefSeq and is a predicted model, not a curated record. Gene Ontology annotation, molecular function: G protein-coupled receptor activity. The coding region runs from base 1 to 678 and encodes 225 amino acids. NCBI's taxonomy places the organism in Eukaryota, Metazoa, Mollusca, Gastropoda, Aplysiida, Aplysiidae.
AUGGAGCGUUGCCUGUGUAUCAUAGCACCCCUGCAUGUACACAGAAUAUUCACCCAGAAAAAGACAGCCAUUUGUCUUGCUGCUACACUCUUUCUUGUGCUACUGUCCUUACUCCCAAUUUUUGCCUACUCCAGCCUCGCUCCUAUCUUCGAUCCCGGGAAGAACAAGACGUUGAUCGGAAUAGUUUACAACGACAAUGAAGAUGCCAUCGAACAAUUUGUUAUGGUAACAGGUGUCAUUGUGACAGCAGGUUCUGUCCUCUUCGUCUAUGUGUUCUCAGUCAUCCUGGUUUACGCACUUAUUCAGCGUCGCCGGAAGUGGGAGAGUUCCAAAAAUAAAGCCACGUCACAAACGGGCGCCGCCCGAUCACAAGGAAACACACCGAAACAGAGCAAGGACAUUCAAGUAGCCAAAAUGGUAUUGCUCAUCGCUGCAGUGUUCCUCAUUACCUUCAUGCCCAACGGCGCAAUGUUUCUGGCCAUAGAACUAGUACAUGAGUUUUUCUUGGAUAGAGCUUAUCAUAACGUACAUGUGGUUUGUGUAUCUUUUAUGCAGGUCUUACAAGGUAUCAACAGCUCUAUAAACAUUGUGCUGUAUAUCAAAAUGAGUUCAAAAUUCAGGCGUAUCUUCAAGGCUUUGUUUCUUUCUCUGAAGCAAACGGAACCCAUCCUUGAUUAA